GUCCCGGGGCUCUGCCCGCCCGGCGCCGGUAGCGUCUUUGCCGCCCCGGCCGUGCUCGCCGUCCCUGCCCCCGUGCAAGCGCUUGGGGGUGCAGUGAUCGAUCCCGGCAAGAGUUUUGCAAAGCUCUGAAACACCCUGAGCUGCGCGCAGCAACCUGUGUUCUCCGAGGUGCUGGAGAUGAGGAGUUAGUGUUCGCGACCGCCCGGCGAGGGGAGGUGUCUUCCUCAAGGGACCUUUCCUGACCCGUAGAGCCACUGGCUGCCCACGGCGGCGGGAGGACGCAAAUGGGCAGCACGAGACCGGUGCGGCUGCUGGCAAGGAGGCAGCGGUCCCGGGAAAGGGCGGAGCGCCGCGGGGGGGUUCUCCCGGCACUGCACUUGCUACAUUAACUCGGCGCGUCGGAGACGGCGACACAACUUUCCGGGUCUGCCUCGGGCGUCGGCGACAAGAGCCUCCUCGCCGCUCCGCUCGUCGCGCCCCCAGAGCCGGCCGCUGUCCGCGACGGACUCCCGGCGGCAGCGGCGUCGCGGCUGCUCCUGACCUCGUCCCCGGGAGCCGGGCGGGCAUGUCUCCCGCUCCCAGCCCCGCCGAGCGAGGCGGCCGCCGGGUCUGAAGGAGAGCGGGUGAGCCCCGCCGCCUCCCGGCCAUGCGGCCCCUCCGCGCUCCCCUCGCCCUGCUCUGCCAGGUGCUGGGCGCGUGGGCUGCCUGCGCCCUGGCCCCGGACCCCGUCGCAGCCUCUGGGCCCCCGGCGCCCCCGCAGCGUGCCCGCUCGCCACCAGCCCCGCCGCCCCUCGCCCCGGGCCGGCGGGCGGCCGCGGCGCUCCCCGGGCGCGGAGCCCUCCCUCGCGGGGCCGACGCCGCACCCGGCGGAGCGGCGGGGCCGGGCGGCAGCUGCGCGCCCCGCGGGGCGGCGGGGGCCGGGCGGCGGCGAGCGCGGAGCAGCGAGCCCGGAGCCGGCGCGGCGGCGGGGAGGGGCGGGGCGGGCGGCCCCCGCUGGCUGCCCCUGAACGGCUCGGCCGGCGGCGAGGGCAGCGCUGGGGGCCGCGGGAACGCCACGGGGCGCCGCGCCCGGCUCCGCAACCCCUUCUACCCGCUGACCGAGGAGUCGUACGGCGCCUACGCCGUCAUGUGCCUCUCCGUGGUGAUCUUCGGCAUCGGCAUCAUGGGCAACAUGGCAGUGAUGUGCAUCGUCUGCCACAACUACUACAUGCGGAGCAUCUCCAACUCUCUGCUGGCCAACCUGGCCUUCUGGGACUUCCUCAUCGUCUUCUUCUGCCUGCCGCUGGUCAUCUUCCAGGAACUCACCAAGAAGUGGCUUCUAGAAGACUUCUCUUGCAAAAUCGUCCCGUAUAUCGAGGUGGCCUCUCUGGGAGUCACCACAUUCACACUGUGCGCUCUCUGCAUUGACCGGUUUCGUGCGGCCACCAACGUGCAGAUGUAUUACGAGAUGAUCGAGAACUGCACCUCAACGACGGCCAAGCUGGCGGUCAUCUGGGUGGGCGCCCUGCUGCUGGCGCUGCCCGAGGUGGUGCUGCGCCAGCUGGCCAGGGAGGAGCCCGAGUACAGCGGCAGCCCCCCCGGCGAGCGCUGCGUGGUGAAGAUCUCCACGGCACUGCCCGACACCAUCUACGUGCUGGCUCUCACUUACGAUGGGGCACGGCUCUGGUGGUACUUUGGCUGCUAUUUUUGUUUGCCUACCCUGUUCACUAUUACCUGCUCCCUGGUGACAGCGAGGAAAAUCAGGAGGGCAGAAAAAGCCUGCACAAGGGGGAACAAGCGACAAAUUCAGCUAGAAAGUCAGAUGAACUGCACGGUGGUGGCUUUGACCAUUUUAUAUGGAUUUUGCAUCAUUCCUGAAAACAUUUGCAACAUUGUGACUGCCUACAUGUCCACAGGGGUCUCUCGACAGACUAUGGACCUCCUCCAUCUCAUUAGUCAGUUCCUUUUGUUCUUUAAGUCCUGUGUUACCCCAGUUCUCCUGUUCUGUCUCUGUAAACCUUUCAGCCGGGCCUUUAUGGAGUGUUGCUGUUGCUGCUGUGAUGAGUGCAUCCAGAAGUCUUCCACAGUGACGAGUGAUGACAAUGACAAUGAGUACACCACAGAACUGGAGCUCUCCCCAUUCAGUACCAUCCGUCGCGAAAUGUCGACUUUUGCCUCCGUGGGGACUCACUGUUAAUUGACCUUAGGACUUUAUUUCCUGUACCUUUCUCCUUUUUCUUUUUUUUACUUCAUAUUUUUCUUCUUGAAGCAAAAUGCAGGAAAAAAAAAUACUGCUAAAAACUACUUUUGAAACCAAUCUGUAUUAACAGUCAUGCUUUGGAAAAUAAUUUGUUGGGUUACUAAAAAGAGAGAAAGAGAGAGAAGGAGAACCAGCACUCAAUUUUAAAUGAUGAGAUUUUGUAUGGUGCUAGGAUUUCAUUGGUUGGGGAGGAGGAUCCAUAUCAAUCCACUUCUUAAAAUUCUUUAGUAUUUUUUUUGAUAAUCACUGUAAAAUGAUUAUAUAGACAUUGUGGGCUUUGCAAGGUGUUUCAUGUAAAAGAUGUGGUGGAAAGUAUUUGAAAGUAGUUUUAAUCCAAUUACUGUACACUAUUUUGAGAGGACUUGGGCUUCAGAAAAUUUAUAAAGUAGCAUAAAAAUAAAUGAGGUUUUAUUCUUUAACUUGAUUGUCAAUCUGCAUUUAACAAAGACAUCUAUGAGUAGUAUUAAAUUCCUUUAAUAAGUAAAAAAAUCUUUGCAUAUAAUAAUUUAGGUGGCCAUAUUUAAUUAACAUUUGGGUACUUACACUUGAAGGAUAUUAUUACAGUGUUUAAGGAAGAUGGUUAUAAUGGUAUUAGGUUUGUAGGAAUGGGCUUUUUUAAUGUUAUAUUUUGAAGGUUCAACGUGCCUCAUUGAAAAUUUUCUUCUUAACCUGCAGGUAUACAAAAUCUUCUGUUAUUUUAUACUUCUUACAAAGAAACACUCAUUAUCACUGAAUUUUGUCUUGUGUGGUUUCAAAAUCAAGAUUCUUUCCAGAAUUGGUUUUACAUUGAGUUUAUGUUCUCAGUCUCUGUAUAUAUAGCUCCUACUGGCUUCAGUGAGAGUCUUACUGCAGAGAAAGGCAUUUUUUUGCCAGAGGGUUGCUGACAAUAAAUGUGAGGGACUGAAA
Corvus hawaiiensis (hawaiian crow) is the source of this 3145-nucleotide messenger RNA. RefSeq names its product G protein-coupled receptor 37 (gene GPR37). Lineage: Eukaryota; Metazoa; Chordata; Aves; Passeriformes; Corvidae. Bases 647 to 2176 code for a protein of 509 amino acids. The transcript is spliced from 2 exons. The record is from RefSeq and is a predicted model, not a curated record. Gene Ontology annotation, cellular component: plasma membrane; signaling receptor complex. Gene Ontology annotation, biological process: adenylate cyclase-inhibiting G protein-coupled receptor signaling pathway; positive regulation of MAPK cascade. Gene Ontology annotation, molecular function: prosaposin receptor activity; G protein-coupled peptide receptor activity.